UACAUAAAAAAAGGCGUUAAAUUGAGUCGUUCCCACACCUACUAUACUGGUGUAGGAAGUUUAGCCAAGGGGUGUGGGCUCUACUUGUAGGCACAAAUCUGACCAACGCUUCAUACGUACAUUUUUUACAUUCAUACGUGCCAACUUGCCGCGUAACAGAUAGGCACACACGAAAGGGAACGAUGGCGGACGAAGAAACAUCCCAACGCAGCAAGCGGAAGGAGGAAGCUCCCCUGAGCAACGGGAAAACAAGUCACUCAAACUGCUUCAUCGCAAAAGACAUAGAAGAUAACAACCGUAUGAUGAGCAGUCUCAGUUGCCACUUGGAAAAUAACUCAAUGAAAGAACUCAACACGCAUGAAAGCAAUGGCAUGUUGAGUGACAAACAAAAUGGGCACCUAUCUGAGGGAAAGGAUCCCCCAAGCAAGGCCAUCCCAGAGGUAAUAAAAAAAACGGUGAAUAUUAAUCACAAGGGCGAAACAGUAACGUAUGUAUACACCCUCGUUUGCUAUAAAAAUUACAACAUUUUUUUUAUCUCGCCGAAUGGGAAAUUUGCCGUGUGGAUACAUUCGCACAAUGUCAUUAUGCCCUUCUCGGUGGAACAAGAAACGGAAAUCAUUUUUGGCGAAAGGAAUUAUCCCUACUUGGAAAUGUUUUGUACUCAGUUUAUGAAGGACCAUGCCGCUCUGAUGAAGUAUAAGUCGAUUAUGUUCGCCAUAUGUCUUCACAACAUGUGCUUCGAUGAUACCAAAGCUUUAACGGAAAUAUUUGCUGCGCUCAGCGCUAUGGUUUAA
Messenger RNA from Plasmodium vivax (malaria parasite P. vivax), 794 nucleotides. RefSeq lists its product as hypothetical. NCBI's taxonomy places the organism in Eukaryota, Apicomplexa, Aconoidasida, Haemosporida, Plasmodiidae. Bases 183 to 794 code for a protein of 203 amino acids. The transcript has a single exon. The record is from RefSeq and is a predicted model, not a curated record.